AUGGCCGAAGUCAUGACGCCAGUAGCUGCGGAGACACCAAACCAGGCGCAGGAGGAGCCUGGACUGCCAACAUAUACCUUCAAAUUCAGCGACUUUCUUCGACGCGAAUAUCGCUUUGGCUUGAACCCUGAUCGACCGACAUGUAAAGCUUUCAUGCAGGGCCACUGCCCAGACGGCAAUCGAUGCCCAAAUAAGCAUCAUGUCACGUCUUCCUAUAACAAUCUUGUGUGCAAGCACUGGCUUAGGGGGCUAUGUAAAAAGGGUGAUACCUGCGAGUUUCUUCACGAGUACAAUCUGCGCCGAAUGCCCGAGUGUUCAUACUACGCGCGGACACAAACAUGCUCUAACGGCGACGACUGCCUCUACCUCCACAUCGAUCCGGAAGCAAAACGGCCAGCAUGCCCCCAUUACGAUCGCGGAUUUUGUCCCCUAGGGCCACACUGCGCCCUCAAGCACAACAAGAAAGAUAAGCUAUGUCCAUACUACCUGUGUGGGUUCUGCCCAGAAGGCAAAGGCUGUAAAUAUGGAGCGCAUCCAAGAUAUCCAACAGACCUCAAGAAGCCAGAGGUACGAGUCGAAAAAAGUCCAGAAGAGCUGGAGGCAGAGAAAGUGGAGCGAGAGAGAGAGAUGAUGCGGAGAGAAGAGGAAGACAGGGAGCGAGACGAAAGAAACGGUCAUCAGGGUGGUAGAGGCUUCAGAGGUAAUUGGGACCACAAGAAGCGCGGGCGUGGCAGAGGUAGGGGCCGAGGACGCGGAAAUUAUUAA
Plenodomus lingam JN3 is the source of this 765-nucleotide messenger RNA. RefSeq lists its product as uncharacterized. Gene Ontology annotation, molecular function: metal ion binding; RNA binding. The record is from RefSeq and is a predicted model, not a curated record. NCBI's taxonomy places the organism in Eukaryota, Fungi, Ascomycota, Dothideomycetes, Pleosporales, Leptosphaeriaceae.